UUUACUUGGAAAUAAACCUCGCUGGCUUUUCAGUCGCAACCUCAGCACUAGACCAAGGCACUGAACGCCUCCUUUACUCAUUGAGUUCCUGGGUACAAAUGCAAUUGAUCUUUUCCUGUCAGCUUUCAGAGGAAUAGCAAGGAAGGUGAAGUUGAAGGGUUGUUUUUGUGUGUGAUUUCAAGUCAUUUCCGACUGAGGGUGACUUUAAGGUGGGCCUAUUGCAGGGUCUCGGUUAUAUUUCCCCCUGAUAUGCACUAAUGUUAUAGAUUCAGUGAAAUGCAUCUGAGGAAAUAGACUGAAGUCUAGGAAAGCUCCUGCUGCCAACUUCUUUCUUUCAGUGAGCCUCAAAGGUGCUCCAAGAUCCCUCUGUUUACUGACUCUACAGACUAACAUGGCUAUAGCUUUGAAUUCAGUGAAAUGGCUUUGUCUGAACCUUGUUAAAUCCUGCUUAAGUUAAAUCAUCUUGCAAAAUUGCAAGGAAGAGUUGCCCGAAAAAAACAAAAAGAGGUGGAGAUGAAGGGGCUGGAAACCUUUGGAUGCCCAUAUUAUUUUGACCUACAAAUUCCACGAGGGGAUUAAAGAGUGAUUAAACUAUCAAAAUCAUGAAAAUCAAAGGGUCAUCUGCAGCACAACAAGAUGAAAAGUAUAUUGUGGUUCUGUUUCCCUUUGGAACUCCCUGCCACCGGAUGUAAUAAACCUAAAGAAUAAAUGGACUUCAUCCCUGAACAAAAGGGGGAGACCUAUAUGAGGCCCAAACCCACUGACUUGACUCAGCUUGUCCUUGUUAAUGGUGCAUCCACACUGGAGGAAUAAUGCAGUUCGAUACCCCUUUAACUGCCAUGGCUCUGUGAUACAGGUUUGGGGCACCAGAGGAGGCCAAAGACCUUGUAAAACAUGCCACGAUUUACUAGGAUGGAGCUUCAGUGCUUUAAAGUGGUCUCAAGCUGCGUUAGUUCUACAAUGCAGAUGCUACCCUAUGCUGGGACCCUUUCCUCCGAAUGGCGGCACGAGUGGAGACGGAAAUGCCCGAAGUUAACCUCAUCGCGGCGGAAAUUGCCGAUUGGGAGGCGAGUUCGGAGGCGGAAACUGCCGAUUGGCAAUCGGAGGUGGGCGGGGCUUCCCGAAGGCUCUUCGGAGGCGCUCCUUGAGAUCAUGGAGUUCCCGAGUUCGAUCCCGGGCAGCGGCCAUUGCUGCGGUCUCUGCCAAGCCCCGGCCGCCCCUUAUACCUGCCCCCGGUGCCACCUCCGCCUCUGCUCCGUGCCUUGCUACCGCGGGCACGGCUCCUGCGCCCAGGACUUCCAGAGCCGGGAGCUCCAACUCCGGUUCCAGGGGCUGCGGGGGGACGAGGCUUCCCGACGCCGGCUGAGGGAGGCCCUUCUCCGGCUAAGGGAGCUACGCGAGCCCGGGGAUGCGGAGGCCCAGCUAGGCCUCGAUCCCAAUUUUGACCUAGAAGAGGAGGCGGAGGAGAAGGAACUGUGGGAGCAGCUGAACCCCGAGCAGCGCAAGGCCUUCCAGGCUUUGCUGAGCAGCGGAGAGAUUUCAUCCCUCCUUCCUCCCUGGAAGCCUUGGUGGGACCAAACUGGGGCAGCCCUGAUCGAGGAACUAGGGUCCUCAAAUGGCCAGGCACCACUGAUUCCUUCUCAGGGAGGAGAAGCAUCCUCCAAAAGCCCAGAAAAGCAGACCUCCAGUGAUAUUUCACACCUUGCGCAAGCUGCGCGUCUCUUGAACUCGGUACCGGACUUAAUUCCGCCUCUGGCUUCCCUCACUGCGAACCCAGUGUCGCCCUUGGUCCGCUUCCAGCUCCCGAACGCACUCUAUGCUUAUGCCUACUCCCUAUCACUCUAUAAUGGGGACGUCGAUGACGACGGGCAGCUGCUCCCCGAAUUUUGCGAGACCGUCCUGGAUGUUUCGGGGUCCCUGGGGGCCAGGAGGGUCUACCAGUCGGUGGCGGAGGCCCUGCAAGACGCCCUGCGCUCCCUGGCGGACGGAGAGUACCCCGAAUGCCCCCUGGGCAACGCCAGGGUGAUGUUGGCCGUGGGCCGGAUCUUGAUGGGCCAGUGCCAGGCCAAGCAGAAGGGCUUUGCCUUGGCCGCCCUCAGCCACCUUUCCAGGCUGCUCCGCAAAGGGAAGAAGAGGGUCCCAGCCCAGGACCGGGGCCGGCUCUUUGGGGCCCAGAAGAAGUGCGACUUCCUCCUCUCCUGGGUGAACGACAACCAGGCCGAGUUGACCCUCCUGGCUUUGGAGGUCCAAAGGGAAUACAAGAGCCAUGCGGACGCGGUCCAGGCCCUGGGAGCCGUCACCCAGGAGCUGGAAAAGAUGUGGGGCGGCAAAGUGCCCCCGGCUAAGAAGCCCUUGAUCGAAGAACUGGACUGAGAAGAGACUUUGGAGAAGUGUUUCUAUUGCUCAGCGUUCUUGGCUAAGCCUCAUGGGAUGUAGAGUCCAGGAAGGGCUAGAAAAUGGACCACUUGUAUUUGAAACGCUCACCCACAAGCCUUGAGGGGGAAGAUGGCUUCUCUUUGCUGGAAGCAAGAUUAGUGUCUGGGCUUCGUUGCCCAGGAUUCUUGGCUAAGCCUGAUGGGAUGUGGAGUCCAGGGACAGCUAGAAGUGGCAUCCCCAUCUUUAAAAUGCCCCCCGCAGGCCUUGAAGGAGGAUGGCUUCUCUUUCCUGGAAGCAGGAUUAUGUUUCUUCCAGUAGGAAAUUGGUUGCAAAUGCUUUACAAACCGAAUGAGGUUUUGGAUUAGGGACGGACCCAGAUGUCCAAGUGGCAUGGAUUAGCCCCUUCCUGGGGAUGUGUAACCAGACGGCCUUCGACACAGGCCUUGGUUUAAGAGACAUAGUAAUAAAAGGUGGCCUGACUUGC
Messenger RNA from Sceloporus undulatus (fence lizard), 2860 nucleotides. RefSeq names its product zinc finger HIT-type containing 2 (gene ZNHIT2). NCBI's taxonomy places the organism in Eukaryota, Metazoa, Chordata, Lepidosauria, Squamata, Phrynosomatidae. The record is from RefSeq and is a predicted model, not a curated record. Bases 895 to 2373 code for a protein of 492 amino acids. The transcript has a single exon.